Acaulospora colombiana is the source of this 2235-nucleotide messenger RNA. NCBI's taxonomy places the organism in Eukaryota, Fungi, Glomeromycota, Glomeromycetes, Diversisporales, Acaulosporaceae. The record is from the annotation of a GenBank genome assembly.
AUGACAGCACCGCUCAAUCUUCACCUUUGUCAGGAAGAUUCGCCAAUUUUUCGGAAGGAAUUGGCGAAUUGUGAGUCUUCAGUUUUUGGUCUAGAGAACACCAUAAAAAAUCUAGUCAAAUUGUCGAGAUCUAGUGUCGAGCUCGCUCAAGAAUAUACCGUAAAACAACUUCAAUUUGCUGAAGAACUUGGAAUUUUUGCGAAGCAACAGCCAGAAUCGAUCAUAAAAACCGUUUUGACAAAAUAUGUAUCGUCUUUACAGGAGGUCGAGAGGAGUCGUCGAAUACUUAGUUCGCACAUUUUUAACAUGUUCAUCGAACCACUGGAGGCUUUUGCAAAAAACGAAAUAUUACCGUUAAAGGACAUCAAAAAAAGUUUCGAGAAAGCCGGAAACGAAGUCGACGCGGCUCUUUCUAAAUACAUGAACAAGCGACCCAAGGAUUCGAUGAUUCGCGAGAUCUUGGCUUUAAUGUUUACGGAAUCGUCGUUUUAUCAUCAAAGUUAUGAAAUUUUGAAGGACUUGGAACCACACAUGAAAGACGUGACAAGACUGCUCCAUGAGGCAAGAGUAAUGUACGAUAACGAUAUUAAAGAGUCACAAAUACUUAAAAAGAAAAUAUUUGAGUCGGCCCAAGAAACUUAUGAUCCACUAAGAUCGGCUAAAAUUAGUAAAAAAUACAACACAGAUUCAGGCUCAAGUGGGAUUAAAAAGUCGGGGUAUCUGUACAUGAAAGGAAAUCAAAGGGUAAUGCAGACUUGGGCUCGUAAAUAUUUCACCAUUUCCGGAGAAUUGUUAAGUUACUGUAGUAAAUCUGGAAAGAUCUCAAAGGAAGAGGAUGAUUCCGCUUCUAUUAAUUUAAGGGUUUGUCACGUGAAAGUUAUAAAUAACUCGGAUAGACGCUUUUGUUUUGAAAUACUCUCUCCAAUGAGGACAUAUGUCUUGCAAGCCGAGAACCAGGCAGACAUGGAAGACUGGAUAUACUGCUUGCAAACUGCGGCCAAGGAAGCAUUGUAUUCAGAGCAAUUACCUAGGAUGAUCUCAGGGGAUACUAGAGAUUCAUCGGUAGAUAACACAUUACUCUCGUUUCAGCAGGAGAAUGGCAACGGCGAGGAUGCAUCGAAGUCACAAGCAGCGAAUGAUCGAUCACAAAAUUCCAAGCAUUCAAUUCACCAGAUAAAGCAAGUGGCGGGCAAUGGACUUUGCGCCGACUGUAAAUUGGAAGACCCGCAAUGGGCAAGUACCAAUUUUGGUACCUUACUGUGUAUCGAGUGUUCCGGCAUUCAUCGUAGUCUUGGUGUGCACGUGAGCAAGGUUAGAUCGUUGAUGCUUGACAAAUGGGAACCCGAAACCGUUGAGGUUAUGUUGAGGUUAGGGAACUCCAAUGCAAAUCAGAUAUUUGAGGCAAAACUUUUGGAAAAGAAGGAUUUAUUAAAUAAAUCUUCAUGGAAAAGAGCCGAAAGGGAGAAAUUCAUCACAGACAAAUAUGUCAAUAAAGAAUACAUUAUUCGGAAGGACGAAGAUAAAGAUAUUGAUAUGAAUGUGGCUUUUUGGGAAGAGAUGAAUAAUUCCAAUUUACAAGGCGCCUUGAAGUAUCUGUCACUUGGCGCUUACGUGGACUGGAAGAAUGAUCAGAGGAAUGGGACCACCGCAUUGCAUCAGGCUAUACGUAGAAGUGAUGAUGUCGCGGUUGAAUUUUUGCUACUUUGGUCUAGCGACAUUAAUGCGGUUGAUGAAGAUGGUUGGAGUGGUCUUCAUCACGCAGCCGCCACGAAUAAUGCGAGACUGUUGUUAAAUUUGAUGAAGAGACACGCCGACAUUAAUCUGAAGGACAAACGUGGAAAGAGACCCGUUGAUGUCGCAUUAGAACUGCAGAAAGUCGAAGCAGUCACGGCAUUGAGAUUGUUCCAGUUUGAGAAUCAACUGACGAGAUCGGAGUAUUCAACUUUUGGUGUUGACGAAGCGUUGACAAGCAUAUCAAAGCCCUAUAAUAGGACCGCGUCGUCAAGCAUAGACCUGAGAAUUAACACCAAUAAGACAUCAACUCGUAGUGCGCCUGCAACUCCGCCACCGUCAUCCAGGGGUCUGCUGGAAGACGAUGACCUGAAUAGUCCAGCAAGGAGUAGCAUGGAUUCAUUCACAUCUCAAGACGGAAUUUCAUCAAAAUUCCCCACGAAUGGACUUAAGCUUCAGACAUUUGGACAAUGGGAAAAUAUCGAACACGAAGAUGGAAUGUAG